Molecule: messenger RNA, 5265 nt
Organism: Lotus japonicus
Lineage: Eukaryota; Viridiplantae; Streptophyta; Magnoliopsida; Fabales; Fabaceae
Product: ABC transporter C family member 14-like
Exons: 12
Coding region: 287-4843 (1518 amino acids)
Biological process (GO): transmembrane transport
Cellular component (GO): vacuolar membrane; plant-type vacuole
Molecular function (GO): ABC-type transporter activity; ATP hydrolysis activity; ATP binding
Source: RefSeq, a predicted model, not a curated record
GGAGCUGGUAUUGGCCUAAAAAUUAUCUUAUUCUUCACAAAAAAGUUGACUAAGUAUAAUCAAAUUUUCUAGAAAAUUAAAAUACUGUUGCUGAUUUUUUUUAGUAUAUUGUGUGGUUGGCUCGAGGAACCCGUUUCAAUUAUAGUUUUGGCUUUGGUUUGUACUUUUAUGUUUGUUUUGCUGGAUUAGGCAAUCGUGGGGGAGACUGUGAUUUGUCUCAGUUCUGAAAAAAGGGGAUUGAUGCAGAGAAAGCAAAUUGAGUGAAGGUUCUUGUUGGGGGUGCAAAAUGUCUUGGAAGACUUCACUCUCAUGUUCUUCACCUUCUUCUGAUGCAGCAGCAGCAACUCUACCUCAAUGGCUGAGAUUCAUCUUCCUAUCUCCAUGUCCACAAAGAGCUCUUUUCUCUGCCAUUGAUGUUCUGCUCCUGUUGACUCUGUUUGUGUUUGCUGUCACAAAGCUCUAUUCACGGUUCAUUUCCAAUGGCAGCAGAAACAACAACAACCACUCUUCAGAGCUCAACAAGUCUCUUAUCAGAAACACAAGAGAGCUUGAAAGAACAAGAACAACAACAAUCUGGUUCAAGCUAACUCUAAUUUCAACUGUUGUUCUGACUCUAUUGUACACAGUUGCUUGUGUUCUGGUCUUCACCAGUUCCACUGAGGCUCCAUGGAAGGAACUUGAUGGUUUAUUCUGGCUGGUUCAGGCAAUCACACAACUAGUCCUUGCAAUCUUAAUCAUCCAUGAGAAGCGAUUUGAAGCUGUUUCUCAUCCUCUUUCUCUUCGAAUUUACUGGAUUGCAAGCUUUGUUGUUGUUUCUCUGUUCACAUCUUCUGCAGUCAUACGUUUGGUCUCUGUGGAAGGAGGAAAGUACUUCUUCACCUUCAUGGUAGAUGAUACAACCUCUUUAAUUUCCCUCCCUCUUUCACUUUUUCUUGUUUUCGUCGCGGUUAAAGGAUCCACCGGAGUUAGGCCUAGCCAAGAAUCGCAACUUCAAGUAGUACUCGAUGAUGAGGACACAGAAAGUAAACUGUUGUAUGAUUCUUCAGCUGAGUCCAAGUCAAAUGUUACUGGGUUUGCUUCAGCGUCUGUGGUGUCCAGAGCGUUCUGGAUUUGGCUAAACCCGUUGUUGAGCAAAGGCUACAAAUCGCCGCUUGUUAUCAAUGACAUUCCAUCCCUUUCCCCUCAGCACAGAGCUGAGAGGAUGUCAAUUCUCUUUGAAUCGAAAUGGCCUAAAUCAGAUGAGAAAUCGAACCAUCCGGUUAGAACCACGCUGGUUCGGUGCUUCUGGAAGGAGAUGCUCUUCACUGCUAUCCUCGCGGUUAUUCGCCUUUGUGUCAUGUUUGUUGGGCCACUCCUUAUUCAAGAUUUUGUGGAUUUCACAUCAGGGAAAGGUAGCUCUGUGUAUGAAGGGUACUAUUUAGUGUUGAUUCUGCUUUGUGCAAAAUUUGUGGAGGUUUUCACCACCCAUCAUUUCAACUUCAAUUCCCAGAAGCUUGGGAUGCUUAUCAGGAACACCUUGAUCACUUCUCUAUACAAGAAGGGGUUGAGGCUUUCGUGUUCCGCGAGGCAGGACCAUGGUGUUGGGCCUAUUGUGAACUACAUGGCUGUGGAUGCACAGCAACUGUCUGAUAUGAUGCUUCAACUACACGCUGUGUGGAUGAUGCCGUUUCAGGUUGGAAUUGGCUUGUUCUUGCUUUACAAUGUUCUUGGCACGUCUGUGAUCACCGCGCUGAUUGGACUACUCGGUGUUCUCGCAUUUAUCGUGUCUGCUACAAGGAAGAACAAGCGUUACCAGUUCAGCGCGAUGAUGAGCCGCGACUCGAGGAUGAAGGCUGUGAAUGAGAUGCUCAAUUACAUGAGAGUCAUCAAGUUCCAGGCAUGGGAGGAGCAUUUCAAUGACAGAAUAUUGGGUUUCCGUGAGUCUGAGUUUGGGUGGAUAUCCAAGUUCUUGUACUCAAUCUGUGGCAAUAUUAUUGUGCUGUGGAGCACUCCAAUGUUGAUAUCAACUCUCACGUUUGGCACUGCGAUUUUGCUCGGUGUUAAGCUUGAUGCAGCCACGGUUUUCACCACAACAACUGUGUUUAAGAUCCUGCAGGAGCCUAUUAGGACAUUUCCUCAGUCAAUGAUAUCCCUUUCACAAGCGCUGGUUUCGCUUGAGAGGUUAGAUAGGUACAUGUCUAGCAGGGAACUUUCAGAUGAUUCAGUUGAGAGAGAAGAAGGUUGUGGUGGACAAAUUGCUGUGGAGGUCAAAGAUGGAACUUUUAGCUGGGAAGAUGAUGGCAGAGAGCAGGACUUGAAGAAUGUUAAUUUGAAGAUUAAUAAGGGAGAGCUCACAGCUAUUGUUGGGACUGUAGGGUCUGGAAAAUCUUCUCUUCUUGCAUCAAUUCUUGGUGAGAUACACAGAAUUUCUGGGAAGGUUCAAGUUUGUGGGAGUACUGCUUAUGUUGCACAAACAGCUUGGAUUCAAAAUGGGACCAUUGAAGAAAACAUUAUCUUUGGUUUACCAAUGAACAGGCAGAAGUACAAUGAAGUUGUGAGGGUUUGUUGCUUGGAGAAAGACCUGGAAAUGAUGGAGUACGGGGAUCAGACAGAGAUCGGAGAGCGUGGCAUCAACCUAAGUGGGGGGCAGAAGCAGCGUAUUCAGCUUGCCAGAGCUGUAUACCAGGACUGUGAUAUAUACCUUCUUGAUGAUGUCUUCAGUGCUGUUGAUGCACAUACUGGCACUGAAAUAUUCAAGGAAUGUGUGAGGGGAGCUCUAAAAGGCAAGACUAUUAUUCUUGUAACACAUCAAGUAGACUUCCUUCAUAAUGUGGAUCUUAUAGUGGUGAUGAGGGAUGGAAGGAUAGUCCAAUCAGGGAAGUACAAUGAUCUAUUAGAUUCUGGAUUGGAUUUUAGUGCUCUGGUAGCAGCACAUGACACCUCUAUGGAACUAGUUGAACAGGGGGCUGCCAUGCCUAGUUCUGAAAAUUUGAACAGCCCAAAGAAAUCUCCCAAAACUGCUUCUAAUCACAGAGAAGCCAAUGGUGAAAGUAACUCUCUUGACCAGCCCAAGUCUAGCAAGGAAGGUUCUAAACUCAUCAAAGAAGAGGAGAGAGAAACUGGGAAAGUUAGUUUGCAUAUCUAUAAACUCUACUGCACUGAGGCUUUUGGGUGGUGGGGCAUUACAGGAAUCAUCCUUCUUUCUGUGUUGUGGCAAGCAUCUAUGAUGGCAAGUGAUUAUUGGCUGGCGUAUGAAACCUCAGAAGAGCGUGCUCAGUUGUUCAAUCCUUCUCUCUUUAUCUCCAUCUAUGGAAUUAUUGCUGUAGUUUCAAUUGUUUUUAUAAUUCUAAGGUCCUACGCCGUUACAAUCUUGGGGCUAAAGACAGCACAGCUUUUCUUCACUCAAAUUCUUCACAGCAUCUUGCAUGCUCCUAUGUCUUUCUUUGACACUACUCCAUCAGGAAGAAUUCUAAGCAGGGCUUCCACUGAUCAGACCAAUGUUGAUAUCUUUAUCCCCUUGUUCUUCAAUUUUGUUAUCGCCAUGUAUAUCACAGUGAUCAGCAUCUUCAUAAUCACAUGUCAAAAUUCUUGGCCAACAACUUUCUUGUUAGUUCCACUUGUUUGGUUGAACAUUUGGUAUCGGGGUUAUUAUCUUGCUUCGUCUCGUGAACUAACUCGCUUGGAUUCAAUUACAAAAGCACCUGUCAUUCAUCAUUUCUCUGAAAGCAUAUCCGGUGUCAUGACAAUCCGAGCAUUCCAAAAGCAGAAGGAAUUUAGUGUAGAAAAUGUUAAACGGGUGAAUGAUAAUUUGCGGAUGGAUUUCCACAAUUUCAGUUCCAAUGCGUGGUUGGGUUUCCGCUUAGAAUUGCUUGGAAGCUUAGUUUUCUGCAUUUCUGCUAUGUUCAUGAUCCUGUUGCCCAGCAGUAUCAUAAAACCAGAAAAUGUUGGGUUAUCUCUCUCUUAUGGAAUGUCAUUAAAUUCUGUGAUGUUCUGGGCUAUAUACAUGAGCUGUUUCAUUGAAAACAAAAUGGUAUCUGUUGAGAGGAUAAAACAGUUCACAACUAUUCCAUCAGAAGCAUCCUGGAAUAUGAAGGAUCGCCUUCCUCCUCCAAAUUGGCCCGGUCAAGGCCAUGUUGAUAUCAAAGACUUGCAGGUCCGAUAUCGUCCAAACACUCCUUUGGUUCUUAAGGGCAUUACUCUAAGCAUUAGUGGAGGAGAAAAGGUUGGUGUUGUUGGUCGAACAGGGAGCGGAAAAUCAACUCUAAUUCAAGUUUUCUUUAGGCUGGUGGAACCUACAGGAGGGAAAAUAAUCAUUGAUGGCAUUGAUAUUUCUGCCUUAGGACUUCAUGAUCUUAGAUCUCGGUUUGGUAUCAUCCCUCAGGAGCCUGUUCUUUUUGAAGGAACUGUUAGAAGUAACAUUGAUCCAACUGCACAAUAUACAGAUGAUGACAUAUGGAAGAGUUUAGAACGUUGUCAACUUAAAGAUGCAGUGGUUUCUAAGCCUGGGAAACUCGAUUCAUUAGUGGUUGAUAAUGGCGAUAACUGGAGUGUGGGGCAGAGGCAGUUGCUUUGUUUAGGGAGGGUCAUGCUUAAGCAAAGCAGGCUACUGUUUAUGGAUGAGGCAACAGCUUCUGUUGAUUCUCAAACCGAUGCUGUGAUCCAGAGGAUCAUACGAGAAGACUUUGCAGCCCGUACCAUCAUCAGCAUUGCUCAUAGGAUACCAACAGUCAUGGACUGUGAUAGAGUUCUUGUUGUAGAUGCAGGACGGGCGAAAGAAUUCGACAGACCCUCCAACUUGCUCCAGAGGCAAUCACUCUUUGGGGCAUUAGUUCAAGAAUAUGCCAACCGCUCCACAGGACUAUAAGAUACCUUGAGCUCCUCUUUCUCUGUCAACCUCCACCAUCCAUAUAGCAGGGCAAAAACAAAACAUAUCUUCCUAAAGGCCAGGCCUUUUGAUUGAUACUAUAAGUUCUAUAUGUAAAGUUAUAUGGCCAUUUUUGUUGGUGCAUAAAACUAGUGGAGGAAGGUGCAGUCACCAAUGCAAAUCAUUCAAACAUGAACUGUUUCAUACCUGGUGUAUUUUGACUAGACAAGCAUCAUAAAUGCUUGUAAAUGGUUUUCUAUUUACAUUCGGCUAAAGUAGCCUUACUCUACAAAAGAUGUAGUGAUAGUAGGUCCUAAUUUUAAUUCUACAACACAAAGUGUAAUGACAAUAAGCGGCACCAUUGCCUUUGCAUUAUACUUCGAGAUUAUGAAACAUUAGUAAUAGAACAUGCGCUUUUAACA